AUGUCUGUGGGCGACAACCCUCACCUGCUUCUGGGCAGGAUUCGCUUUUUGAACAGAUGCAUCGAGGGUUUCAGGAAGAGCCAACCUCUGCCAGAGUGUCUGUGUUAUGUCCCCAAAGAAGUGUGCUACAAAAUCUGCAAGGACUCAUCGGCCAGCAACGCCGCCUCCUCUGGGGCCUCGGCAGGAGGCUCCACCGUGGGCAAAACGAUGGUCCCCGUCUUUGAAUCUCCGCACCAAGUUCCCCACAGCAAGAAAUCCUCCAAAUACAACAUUGAGCCAAAGAAAGGGACCUGCAUCCGGACCACGGGGGAGGAAUACUGCAACAGCCAGGGCCUUUGGGUCAAAAUGAAUAAGGAGCAGCUGGAGGAGCACCGCCCGGCCCAGGAGCUGGAGGAGGGCUGGAUCCUGGUGUGUAAACACACCGAGGGAGGCGACCGGCUGGUGCCCGUGGAGUCUCCAGACACCAUCAGCAGGCAGCAGCAGCUCUUCGGCUUCGACCACAAGCCCUGCAACCGGUGGGAGCAAGUGGUGGACGUGGAGAACGCGCUCUACAUCGGUGCCAAAGCCAAGAUCUCAGAGUGUGACGCCGCUGCCGUCCAGAAGCUGAAGUAUGUUCCUCCUACCUGGACGUACGAAUGUGACGAGGACCUGGUGCACUACUUUUACGACCACAUCGGGAGGGAAGACGAAAACCUGGGAAGCGUGAAGCAGUGCGUGACCAGCAUCGACGUGUCUUCCUGCUCAGAGGAUCCCAACGGGGGGGUGAGCUGUCUGACGGAUGGCGACACCGAGACCUACUGGGAGAGUGACGGCAUGCAGGGACAGCACUGGAUCCGCCUGCACAUGAAGAGAGGCACCGUGGUCAAUAAGCUGAUACUGACUGUGGACUCGACUGAUGACAACUACAUGCCUAAGAGGGUCACGGUUUACGGAGGAGAGGGAGACAAUCUGAAGAAGCUGAGUGACGUCACCAUAGACGACAAUCUUAUAGGGGAAAUAUGCGUGCUGGAGGACAUGACCGCCCACCUGCCUGUCAUCGAGGUUCGGAUAGAGGAAUGUCGAGAUGAAGGAAUCGACGUGCGGAUCCGGGGUUUGAAGAUCAAGUCUUCUUGUGAAAGGGACCUGGGUCUGAACGCUGAUGUUUUUCAGUCCUCCAACCUGGUGCGUUACCCCCGUCUGCAGGGCACCCCUCCAGACAUCCUGUACCGCAGAGCCUUGGUCAUCCAGAGGUUUAUCUGCCUCCUGGACAGUGUGCUGCCUCAUGUGGUGCCCGCCUGGGACUACAGCCUUGGCACCUUCAACCAGAUCAAAGUGUACGAGGGUCUCAAGCCAUCUGACAAAUUUGAGAAAACUUUGGAUUACAGGUGGCCCGCUCGCUAUGACCAGUGGUGGGAAUGCAAGUUCAUUGCAGAGGGAAUCAUCGACCAGGGAGGAGGCUUUCGGGACAGCCUGGCAGACAUGUCGGAGGAGCUGUGCCCCAGCUCAGCCGAGUGCCCCAUGCCUCUCCCGUUCUUCACCAGGACGUCCAACCAGGUAAUGGCUCUCCAUCACGGCCUGCAUCCUGUCGCAGUCAGACUGGACCUCAGUGUCCUCACUCUUCUGGUGCUGUCCUUUUUUUUUGUCUGUCAGGGAGCCGUGGAAGCCAGGGAUUACUACGUCCCCAACCCAUCCUGUAAAGACUUCCAUAAGUACGAGUGGAUCGGUCAGCUCAUGGGAGCGGCUCUCAGAGGGAAAGACUUCUUAGUCCUGGCUCUGCCUGGGCUGGUGUGGAAGCAGCUAACUGGGGAGGCCACCAGCUGGAGCAAAGACUUCCCCGCAGUGGACUCUGUGCUGGUGAACUUGCUGGAGGCCAUGGAGAACAUGGACAAGGAGACCUUUGAUUUCAGGUUUGGGGAGGAGUUGGUUUACACCACCCUGCUGACCGACGGUCAGAUGGUGGAGCUCAUUCCCGGCGGCAGUAACGUGGCAGUUUGCUACGAGGACCGCAGCGAGUUCAUCCGCCUGGUGCAGAAGGCUCGACUGGAAGAGAGCCGGCAGCAGAUCGCAGCCAUGCAGGCGGGGCUGCUGAAGGUGGUUCCUCAGGCCGUGUUGGACCUGCUCACCUGGCAGGAGGUGGAAAAGAAAGUGUGUGGGGACCCGGAGAUCUCCGUGGAGGCUCUGAAGCGACUCACACGCUUUGAAGACCUGGAACAAAGUGAUGUUAGAGUGCAGUAUCUAUGGGAGGCGCUGACUAACUUCACCAACGAGGAUCGCAGCAGGUUUCUGAGGUUUGUAACUGGUAGAAGUCGUCUUCCUGCACCAAUCUAUGUCUUCCCCGACAAACACGGCUUUGAAACAACUGAUGCACUUCCACAGUCCUCCACAUGUUCAAGCACCCUUUAUCUACCCAACUAUCCAAGUGCGAAGGUCUGUGAGGAGAAGCUGCGCUACGCUGCGUACAAUUGUGUGGCCAUCGACACCGACAUGAGCCCAUGGGAAGAGUGA
Menidia menidia (Atlantic silverside) is the source of this 2484-nucleotide messenger RNA. Lineage: Eukaryota; Metazoa; Chordata; Actinopteri; Atheriniformes; Atherinopsidae. The record is from the annotation of a GenBank genome assembly.